UUUGUUAUCAAGCGCAACUAACUUAUGAUUAGUGGGUUUUCACCUUUGAAUAUAAAAAAAAAACAAACAUAACCUUCGAACGAAAAAGUGUUAUUGUUAGUUUACAGUUAGAGAAGUUGAAAUUUAGAGGAACGUCAAAGAGAUUAUUUUUUUUUCCGGAUGUGAUAAAUCAAAAUGGAAGAAAUGGAUUUAAAAAAUGAGAUAGACAAAGAAAAGUGUUCAAGUACGAGCUCAUUAAAUGUAAGUAAAGAGGAGGUAGAAUUAAUUGAAGAUGAAGAACAAGAGAAUGAAGAGGAUGAAGAAAUAAAUAAUAAAGAUGAAAAGGAGAACGGGGAUGGUUUAAAUGAUGAUGAUGAUGAUAAUGAAAAUAAUGAUGAUAAUAUGGAUGAUGAUGAUAAUGAUGAUGAUGAUGAUGAUGAUGAUGAUGGUGAUAAUGGUGAUGAUGAUGAUGAAGGCGAAGACGACGAAGAUGCUGAUGAAGCAGAAAUCAAAAUUUUAGAGACUUUAUUGUCACAAAAUCCUUAUGAUUACAGUAGUCAUGUAGCAUUGAUAAAAAAAUUUGAGACAAUGGGAGAACUUGAACGUUUACGUGGUGCAAGAGAAAAUAUGAGUUCAAAGUAUCCAUUGAGUCCAGAAUUAUGGUUAUCAUGGAUACGCGAUGAGAUUAAAUUAGCUGUGAAUACGGAAGAAAAAGCUGAAGUCAUCAAACUGUGCGAAAGAGCUGUUAAAGAUUAUCUCUCUGUUGACAUUUGGUUGGAAUAUUUACAAUUCAGUAUUGGAAAUAUGGAUAAUGAAAAGAAUGGAACUAAAAAUGUUCGUCAGCUUUUUGAAAUUGCAUUGACAUCCGUUGGAUUGCAUACUAUCAAAGGAGCCAUAAUAUGGGAAGCAUUUAGAGAAUUUGAAGCAGUAUUAUUUGCAUUGAUUGAUCCUUCAAACAAAGCUGAAAGAAAGGAACAAUUGGAACGUAUUGGAAAUCUUUUCCGUCGUCAAUUAGCAUGUCCUUUACUUGAUAUGGAGAAAACACAUGAAGAGUAUGAAGCUUGGAGGGCUGGAGAUGGUGUUCAAGCUACUAUAGAUGAUAGUAUUGUAUUGGGAGGAUAUGAACGUGCUUUUGCAAAAUUAAAUCUACGUCUUCCUUAUGAAGAAAAAAUAGUAUCUGCACAAAAUGAAAGUGAAUUGUUUGAUGCUUUUAAAGCAUAUUUGUUAUAUGAAAAACAAAAUGGGGAUCCAGGACGUGUUACGGUUUUAUACGAAAGAGCAAUUGCAGAUCUUAGUCUUGAGGUACCACUUUGGUUGGAUUAUCUUAAUUAUCUUGAAAACAAUAUUAAGAUAGAGUCGAUAUUAAGUGAAAUAUAUGAAAGAGCAUCAAGGAAUAUUCCAUGGUGUUCAACAAUUUGGCAAAAAUGGAUUAGAGCGUAUGAGAAAUGGGAAAGACCUGUUCUAGAAGUUCAGGUAUUAUUGGAAAAUGCUUUAGCUAUAGGUUUUCCAACGGCAGAGGAUUAUCGUGAUUUAUGGAUGAAAUAUUUAGAAUAUUUGCGCCGAAAAAUAGAUAAAAAUGUAGAAGAGGACGAUAAACAAAUUGAUAUUCUUCGUAAUACAUUUAAUAGAGCUUGCGAACACUUAGCUAAAAUUUUUGGUUUGGACGGUGAUCCAAAUUGUGUUAUUUUACAAUAUUGGGCAAGAACAGAAGCUAUAACAGCGAAUAAUAUGGAAAAGGCUAGAUCUCUUUGGACUGAUAUAUUUUCACAAGGCCAUUCGGUAACUGCAUCUUAUUGGUUGGAAUAUAUUUCUUUAGAAAGAUGUUACGGCGAUACGAAACAUUUGAGAAAGUUAUAUAAAAAAGCAUUGACUUCGGUCAAGGACUGGCCAGAAAGCGUGGCAAAUUCAUGGUUGGAUUUUGAGCGUGACGAAGGUAAUCUCGAACAGAUGGAAUUUUGUGAAUUGAAAACAAAAGAAAAAUUGGACAAAGUUAUAGAAGAAAGAUCAAAAGCUCAGCAGGCUAAUUUGCAAAAUGAAUUAUUUGCACAAUCCAAAAAAACAAACAAGAGAAAAGCUGAAGAUGCAGGUAAAUGGAAGAAUUUAGGAAGUUCUGCCUUUAAAAUAAUGAAAAUGGAUGAAAGAAAUAAAUUUAAAUUACGGGAAAGACGUCUUGACUUGGAUAAGAAAAUGGAGGAUGACAAGGAACAAAUUAAAGCUGAAGUACAGCCCCCGCCAGGUUUCAAAUCAUUUGAAAAUGAAAAAACAAUUGAUACAAAUCGUGAUAUAGAUGAUAAGUUAACCGUAUUUAUUAGUAAUUUGGAUUAUACGGCAACCGAGGAUGAAGUUAGGAACGCUUUAAAACCAGCAGGAUUAAUAACUUCGUUUAAAAUGAUUAGAGAUUAUAAGGGACGUAGCAAAGGUUAUUGCUAUGUACAAUUAACCAAUAAAGAGGCCGUUGAGAAAGCAUUAACGUUAGAUAGAACACGUAUAAAUGGACGUCCUAUGUUUGUUUCAAAAUGUGAUCCUAACAAAAGUACAAGAAGUUCAGGAUUUAAAUACAACAGCAUUUUGGAAAAGAAUAAACUUUUUGUUAAAGGUCUUCCAGUUGCAACGACAAAAGAAGAUCUUGAAAAGAUAUUUAAUAUUCAUGGAAAAUUAAAAGAUGUUCGUUUAGUUACUUACCGUAAUGGACAUUCCAAAGGAUUGGCAUACAUUGAAUAUCUAGAUGAAAGUGAUGCUGCUAAGGCUCUUAUUGCUACCGAUGGUAUGAAAAUUGGAGAUAAAGAAAUAAACGUGGCAAUUAGUCAACCACCGGAACGUAAAAAAGGAGAAGAAAUAUCUUAUGUAAAAUCAUUGGGUAGUAGUACAGUAAGUAGAACAACAUUUGGAUUACCAAAAACAUUAUUAUCCAUGGUACCGCGAAAUGUUAAAAUUACGAGCAUUAAUAAUACUAAUGAUAAUGAUAAAAGUUCAUCUAAGAAUGGAAUAUCACAGCCCAAAAGUAAUCAAGAUUUUCGGAAUAUGUUGUUGAAUAAAAAAUAAUCUAUUGUAUUAUCAUA
Vespa velutina is the source of this 3038-nucleotide messenger RNA. RefSeq names its product squamous cell carcinoma antigen recognized by T-cells 3-like. The transcript is spliced from 6 exons. Gene Ontology annotation, molecular function: protein binding; RNA binding. Lineage: Eukaryota; Metazoa; Arthropoda; Insecta; Hymenoptera; Vespidae. Bases 175 to 3021 code for a protein of 948 amino acids. Gene Ontology annotation, biological process: RNA processing. The record is from RefSeq and is a predicted model, not a curated record.